AGCAGAGACAGAAGGGGCACUUUCAAGCCACGGCCUGCAGGUGUAUUUUGAUCUAAAACACAUCUUGUAGAUCUGAUCAGCCUCAUUCAGACCCAGGAAGAAUGGCCAUGAGCUGGAUUGUCUUUUGUCUUUGGCUCUUGACUGUGUUUGUGGGGCAGAUAGGUGGGCACAGUUUAUUUUCUUGUGAACCUAUAACCUUGAGGAUGUGCCAAGAUUUGCCUUAUAAUACUACCUUCAUGCCUAAUCUUCUGAACCAUUAUGACCAACAGACAGCAGCUUUAGCAAUGGAGCCAUUCCACCCUAUGGUGAACCUGGAUUGUUCUCGGGAUUUCCGGCCAUUUCUUUGUGCACUCUAUGCUCCUAUUUGUAUGGAAUAUGGACGUGUCACACUUCCUUGUCGUAGGCUGUGUCAGCGGGCCUAUAGUGAGUGUUCAAAGCUCAUGGAGAUGUUUGGUGUCCCUUGGCCUGAAGAUAUGGAAUGCAGUAGGUUUCCAGAUUGUGAUGAGCCAUAUCCCCGACUUGUUGAUUUGAAUUUAGUUGGAGAUCCAACUGAAGGAGCCCCAGUUGCAGUGCAGCGGGAUUAUGGCUUUUGGUGUCCACGAGAGUUGAAAAUUGAUCCUGAUCUUGGCUAUUCCUUUCUGCAUGUGCGAGACUGUUCACCACCGUGUCCCAAUAUGUACUUUAGGAGAGAAGAGCUGUCAUUUGCUCGUUAUUUCAUAGGCCUGAUCUCAAUCAUUUGCCUCUCUGCCACGUUGUUUACUUUUUUAACCUUUCUGAUUGACGUCACAAGAUUCCGUUAUCCUGAGAGACCUAUCAUAUUUUAUGCAGUCUGCUACAUGAUGGUAUCAUUAAUUUUCUUCAUUGGGUUUUUGCUUGAGGACCGAGUAGCCUGCAAUGCAUCUAGCCCUGCACAGUAUAAAGCUUCCACAGUGACACAAGGAUCUCACAACAAGGCUUGUACCAUGCUUUUUAUGGUCCUCUAUUUUUUCACUAUGGCUGGCAGUGUAUGGUGGGUAAUUCUUACCAUCACAUGGUUUUUAGCAGCCGUGCCAAAGUGGGGUAGUGAAGCUAUUGAGAAGAAAGCAUUGCUCUUUCAUGCCAGUGCCUGGGGCAUCCCUGGAACUCUAACUAUCAUCCUUUUAGCGAUGAAUAAAAUUGAAGGUGACAAUAUUAGUGGCGUGUGUUUUGUCGGCCUCUACGAUGUUGAUGCGUUAAGAUAUUUUGUUCUUGCUCCCCUCUGCCUGUAUGUGGUAGUUGGGGUUUCUCUCCUCUUAGCCGGCAUUAUAUCCCUAAAUAGAGUUCGGAUUGAGAUUCCAUUAGAAAAGGAAAACCAAGAUAAAUUAGUGAAGUUCAUGAUCCGGAUUGGUGUUUUCAGCAUUCUUUACCUUGUACCACUCUUGGUUGUAAUUGGAUGUUACUUUUAUGAGCAAGCUUACCGAGGCAUCUGGGAAACAACCUGGAUACAAGAACGCUGCAGAGAAUAUCACAUUCCAUGUCCGUACCAGGUUACUCAGAUGAGCCGUCCAGACCUGAUUCUCUUUCUCAUGAAGUAUCUGAUGGCUCUCAUAGUCGGGAUUCCCUCUAUUUUUUGGGUUGGAAGCAAAAAGACAUGUUUUGAAUGGGCCAGUUUUUUCCAUGGUCGUAGGAAAAAAGAGAUAGUGAAUGAGAGCCGGCAGGUGCUUCAGGAACCUGACUUUGCUCAGUCACUUCUGAGAGACCCAAAUACUCCUAUUAUAAGAAAAUCAAGAGGAACUUCCACUCAAGGGACGUCCACACAUGCUUCUUCAACUCAGCUGGCCAUGGUGGAUGAUCAAAGAAGCAAAGCAGGGAGCGUCCACAGCAAAGUGAGCAGCUACCAUGGCAGCCUCCACAGGUCACGUGAUGGCAGGGCCUUGCACAUGGUACACUCCCUGCAGUUACCGAGGAGUGGAGGAGAGACUACCUCACGGCAGCAUGUCACGGCUGACGGAUCACUCCAGGCACAGCAGUUCUCAUCGGCUCAACGAGCAGUCACGACACAGCAGCAUCCGAGACCUCAGUAACAACCCCAUGACGCACAUUACACACGGCACCAGCAUGAACCGUGUUAUUGAGGAGGAUGGGACCAGUGCUUAGUCUUGUCUAAGGUGAAGUGUGUGCUGUUAAAGAGCAGGUUGUAUAGUCUUUGCCUUCGCAUGGCUGGCUGUUGUAACUCGCUGUCACCCUGCUUGCAAUUGGGCAGGCUGUGCCCACUGCAAAGGUAGAUAGAUCUUUGCUCUUUGUAUGACAUCAAACUUGGAACGUGAACACAUCCAAAACAUUAAGACUCAUAUCAUCACAAAAAUAAUUCUUUGUAGGUUGUGAAGAGAUGAUUGUCUGGUAAGCAUUUUUAUAAACCCACUUAUUUUAUAUUUAGAAAAGUCCUAUAUGUGUGGUGACUGCUUUGUAGUGAACUUUCAUAUAAUAUGAACUAGUUGUGAAAUGACAUUCUGGUAGCUCUGUUAAUAAAACAAAGUUUCAGAAUUAAAAAGAAUUUCUAUGCAAGGUUUACUUCUCAGAUGAAUACUAGGACUUUGUAGAUUUAUUUCCACUGAGUAAAAAAAGGAACUGUUUGUAAACCAUAGAAGACUUUGAUAAGCCAGCAAGGGUAUUUUAGCUAAUAGGAUAACAGUGCCACAGAAGAUACAGUUGGCCUAUGGAAGGUUCUCUCAAAGUCUGUCGAUCUUCCCCCAGAGAUAUUUAGGAUGUGGAUUAGCACUGGAGUGAAGGCAGAGAGAAGCAUUUCCCCUGCAGUUGUAUUGUUUUUUACUUUUGUAAAUAUUGCUUUUAUUGGCUAUGUUUUUAUAAUAUCCAUAUGCAUGAUAGAAAAUUUUUAAUUUGUGGUCAUUUUUCCCAGGAAAUAGUAUUGAUUCAUAGACAAUUCCAUGUUCAGAUAUGUUCUGUGGAGGCAUGCAGUUAUAAGCAUCACACAUUAUAAAGGUUUUUAGUGGUAAACAAAUUACAAAAUGGCAAAAUAUUUUCUCUGUAUUCAUUGUUGUAUUUUUCUACAGUGAGAUGUGACCUUGCCAAAGCCAUCAGACCUUGGUGUGCAGGCCUCCUGCAGUGAGUUGAUUGUCUGCACUCGGUUCCCCAGUAGCCAGCUGACUACAGCUUUUGUCCUACAUCCCUGUUUUCAGUUUCUAGAUUAUUGUUGUUUACAUCUGAAAUAUUAUAAACAAAGUCCAAAAUGGUGAUGAAUUUGGGUUCUUGAAAAUCACUGUAGCUAAGUGGAGCAUGGUUACUCUUUCUGUGAAUACCUAUUAGUCCUAAAAAUAGCAAGUAAAAACUCUUGACAUUUUAUCUUGUAAAGCUUAAAUGACUUAGGAUAUAAACUGUGAACUUUAUUGGGAUAUAUACUGAUCAGAAAGGAAAAUCCUAGAAAAUGUUACUAUGUUACUCAGAAAACACAAGUGGUCCUUGGCCCUGAUUGCAGGGAAGAUCACUCUGGAGCCUCCUAACAGCCAGCGUCUUCCUCUCAGGUGAGAGCUGAUGCUUUAAAAACAAGCGGCUUCAGGUGACUAUCAGUGUCGCCAGGCGGGAAGCCCGUUCUUUCUUUCCUAAUGAUGGGCUGAUGGCAUCACAUUCAGUCCUGGGGAGAUCUAGCCACACUCA
Messenger RNA from Acomys russatus (golden spiny mouse), 3630 nucleotides. It is a transcript of the gene Fzd3, whose product is annotated as frizzled class receptor 3. Gene Ontology annotation, molecular function: Wnt-protein binding; Wnt receptor activity. The coding region runs from base 102 to 2042 and encodes 646 amino acids. The record is from RefSeq and is a predicted model, not a curated record. Gene Ontology annotation, biological process: non-canonical Wnt signaling pathway; canonical Wnt signaling pathway. The transcript is spliced from 7 exons. Lineage: Eukaryota; Metazoa; Chordata; Mammalia; Rodentia; Muridae. Gene Ontology annotation, cellular component: plasma membrane.